AUGUGGUACCAAACAUUUUUUCGUAAAAUCGUUUUUCUUUUAAUAAUAGGCACCAGUAGUGCCUUAUUGAACCAAUGUAUAUUACCACCGCCCGUAUGUCCCAACGCAAAUGUAACAUUCUUCCUGUACACACGAGCUAAUAAAGACAAUCCGCACCAACUGUUCGCACUCGACCCCCAGUCCAUCACGUCGGCUCCGUUUGUGAAGGAUGCCCCUAUCAAGAUUAUCAUUCAUGGCUAUACCAAGGACAAGGACUCCAUACCUAAUACUCUAUUACGACCAGCGUAUAUGGAGUGCUGCGACUAUAAUUUGAUAUCGGUAGACUAUGGCCCCCUGGCCCGUUCGCCGUGUUACAUUCAAGCGGUUGAUAACACGCAACUCGUGGCUAAUUGCACAGCCCAGUUGGUGAAUGUCCUGGUACAAGACUAUGGCUUCGAUCUGUCAAAAUUCCAUGUUAUUGGAUUCAGUCUUGGUGGUCAAAUUGCAGGUAUCAUGGCAAAUUUCAUGACAUCAGGACGCCUAGAACGGGUCACAGGUCUCGACCCUGCGUUCCCCCUUUUCACAACACUUGACAACAGUAAGAAGUUGGACAGUGGUGAUGCCAAAUUCGUGGACGUACUACAUACGAACGCAUUACAAGCUGGCAAACUAGAACCGUCCGGUACAGUGGACUUCUACGCCAAUGAUGGCUCAGUACAACCUGGUUGUACUAACAUUUCUCUGGAUAAUAGUAAGUGUUCGCGUAGUCACGAUCGAGCACCAAUGUAUUACGCAGAGUCAAUAAAUACACAAACUGGGUUUUACGCGAAGAAGUGCUCCAGCUUGCUCGCCUACACGACGGGUCUUUGUGGCUCUGAGGAAAUACUCUUUGGCGAAUAUGUGCCUCUUAAUGCCAAGGAUAUAUACUUAUUCACCACGAACUCUAUGUCUCCGUAUGCGAGAGGACGGAUCAAAUAA
Hyposmocoma kahamanoa is the source of this 957-nucleotide messenger RNA. Its product is annotated as pancreatic triacylglycerol lipase-like. Lineage: Eukaryota; Metazoa; Arthropoda; Insecta; Lepidoptera; Cosmopterigidae. Gene Ontology annotation, biological process: lipid metabolic process. The record is from RefSeq and is a predicted model, not a curated record. The transcript is spliced from 6 exons. Gene Ontology annotation, molecular function: lipase activity. The coding region runs from base 1 to 957 and encodes 318 amino acids.